Kluyveromyces marxianus DMKU3-1042 is the source of this 450-nucleotide messenger RNA. RefSeq names its product Erg28p (gene ERG28). Gene Ontology annotation, cellular component: endoplasmic reticulum; membrane. NCBI's taxonomy places the organism in Eukaryota, Fungi, Ascomycota, Saccharomycetes, Saccharomycetales, Saccharomycetaceae. The coding region runs from base 1 to 450 and encodes 149 amino acids. Gene Ontology annotation, molecular function: protein-macromolecule adaptor activity. The record is from RefSeq and is a predicted model, not a curated record. The transcript has a single exon.
AUGUUGACGUUGCAACAGGUUACCGACUACAUGCAAGAUGUUGUAAAGUCAUUGGCUCCAGGUUAUUUGCCAAAAUGGCUACUUUUCAUCUCAAUCGUUUCCAUCUUUAACUCUGUCCAAACAUAUGUCAACCUUGAAUUAACGCGUAGAGUGUAUGAAAACAAGCCUGAGGAAACCACCGCAUUGAGUGCUCGUACGUUUGGUACAUGGACUCUUGUGUCGUGUAUCAUUAGAUUAUAUGGUGCUUUGUACAUAACAGAAAACCAUGUUUACCAAUUGACCUUUAUUUCGUACAUCAUCGCAUUAUUCCACUUUGGUACGGAAUUGGUGGUUUUCCGUACCUGCAAAAUAGGCAAGGGAUUCUUGGGCCCACUAGUUGUUUCAACCACUUCCUUGGUUUGGAUGUACAACCAAAAGGAAUUCUACACCGGUAUUCCAUUCCCAUUCUAA